AUGGCUCCAGGUGCCUCGAAGAAGGUGUGGGGCAGCGUGGAGGUGGCCCUGGCUGACCUCUGUGCCAUCUUGCUCUGCUGUGGGCCCUUGCUCACCUGCUGCCACCAGGUGACCAUCUGCCCAAAAGAGUUAGAUUGCCCUGAAGGUAGCAAAGCCACCUUCUUCUGCCAUAUCUCCAUGGAGAAUGACUCUGGUUCAGAGUACAACCUCAAUUGGUACAAGGAGACCAUACACAGCCAAGCCCAAAAAACUGCUGAGAUCAGCCGAUAUGAGCCCGUUGUGGAGACAGAGAAGUACCGGCUCAGCAACAACCAUCCUGUCUUUAAGAUUGAGAUCCUGAACCUCCACCAGAAUGACUCGGGCUCCUACUACUGUGGAUUGAUCACCUUCUUUGAGCCUGAUAAAGUGACGGAGAGCAACCCGUCCCGGCUGAUAGUCACAGCAGUCCCCCCGAUGAAUGCCACUGAUGAGGAAGAGAUGGAGGAAGGCAGCCCCUCAGAGCACAUCAAGGCCAUGCUGCUGGGCAUCCUUGUGCUGGCUGGAGUGGUUGUGCUGCUGAUCUUCGGCUACCUCAUCUUCACGUACAGGAGAGGAGAAGUGCAGAAACCACCAAGUGAAAACAUGCCGCAGAAGGAAGAGAAGCCCCCCGAGGUGACCAUAUCCACUGUGGACUAUGGUGUGCUGGAGUUUCAGAGGGACCAGUGCACCUCGGUGCCCCCCAAGACUUGGCCAGGUGAGCAGAUUGAAUAUGCCACCAUCAUCUUCCCUGAGGAGAAACCUGUCACACCAGAGCGUGGGAAGAAACACCUGGAUGAGAGGACUCGACAGCAGCCAUCACAGCCCUGA
This is a messenger RNA of Cinclus cinclus, 846 nucleotides long. It is a transcript of the gene PDCD1, whose product is annotated as programmed cell death 1. The record is from RefSeq and is a predicted model, not a curated record. The coding region runs from base 1 to 846 and encodes 281 amino acids. Gene Ontology annotation, biological process: negative regulation of immune response; positive regulation of T cell apoptotic process. Gene Ontology annotation, cellular component: membrane; external side of plasma membrane. The transcript has 5 exons. Lineage: Eukaryota; Metazoa; Chordata; Aves; Passeriformes; Cinclidae.